AUGCUGCUGGCCAACAACACGAGAGAGGAGCCGCUCGCUGCGUUCACCAUGGGGGAGUCGCCCGAGGAGCUGGAGCAGAACAAGAAGACCGGCGCCGAGCCCAUCACGAUGCCCUGUGUGAUGAUGUGUCUGCGCGACGUGCGCGAGCUGUUCCAGAAGUUCCCGCCGUCGGUGAAGACCGGCGUGCUGAGCUUCGAGAUCGUGCAGCCCAAAGAGGGCGAGGCUGUUGUGGAGGAGUGCUUGAGGGUCCAGAGAGAGCGAUACGAAGCCGCAGAGGCGGGCAAAGGGUGGAAGACCAUCAAGCGCACGACGACGUCAAUCAUCAAGUUGCUGGAGCCGCAGAACUCGCCGCCCACUGGUACGAACGCACCUCCAAUGCCGAGAGCACAGGAUGGAGAAGUCAAGCCAGAAGAGUCUACUGAAGAUGCCGCUUCACAAGCGAAUCAACCGCCUUUGCUCGCGUUCGUACAGUGGGCCACGAGCGCGUCGACGUACGAAAUCUGCUUCGCCCCCCUAGCAGAUUUUUGCUCUGCGCGCGCUGGAGCAUCGUACUCAGGAAAACUCGUGGCGUGCGAACCUCUGCUCGCUGACGGACCUCUGAGUAACGCGGAGCAGUUGAGCGGAGCUGUGGCACUGAUGCGACGUGGAUCGUGCUCGUUCCCAGAGAAGCUGGAGCGAACCCAACGGGCAGGCGCUGUGGCUGCUAUCGUGUGCAACGACGACGAGGAGGAUUUGGACGCGGCGUUCGUCAUGAGCGUGGACCAUAUCGACACCAGUAACGCCACGAUCCCAGCCGUGAUGAUUUCUCACAACAGCUUCCUGCGGAUCCAGUCAGCUGUGAACGCCACGACGACAAGGAUACUGUGUCUCUCUGGUGAAGCUGCUGAUGGACUCUUAGCGUCGAGUGGGAAGCCCGUCUCAUUCAAAGAUUUGCCCAUUCCCACGCCAAUGCCACCAUCAGGGAAGGACGACGAGAACGAAGCCUUACCGGUUCACGAUCCACUUUUUGAUCUGCUCGUGGCCUGUCGCGAUGGGGAUCACGCUGCGUGUCAGCGCGUGUUGGCGACCGUGGAAGGGAAGGACGCUAAGGGCAAAUUGGUGAGUGCGAGAUGUCCCACGACCGGGUUAACGGCACUUCACUACGCUUGCGCUGCUGGGAAUGACAACGUGGUGGAGCUCUUACUGAAGCUCGGAGCAGCUUCAGAUACCGUCGAUCUAGCGAUGCAGACACCGCUACACGUCGCAUGCGCCAACGGCAACGUCGAGUGUGCUCGUCUCUUGCUUCGCGCUGAGGCUUCUACACCUCAAGUGCCUACUGUUCUGUACAAUGUGGACGAAGAGUACGGAGGGUUGGCGACGAAGAGGGAUAUUGGGGGCGGGACAGCGAUGCAUGAAGCCGCUCGCGCCGGAUCUCCCGAGUGUGUCGAGCUGCUCCUGACGGCUAACGCUCGGGUGGACAACACAACCAGCGGGGCGACAGACAAGUACGUGUUUCUCGGCGUCAGCGCGACAGACUUGGAGGGCAGCACUCCGCUACACGUGGCGUGUGAAAGCGCCCAAGCUGAAUGCGCUGACGACGACAGGUUGUGCAGUGCGAGUCUACUGCUAGAUCGAGUGCAGUCUCCCGAUCUUCGACGCGAGCUGGAAGUUUUGUACCUGCGCCACGAAGCGCAAAGCGCCCAAAAGAGCAGCAGAGCGCUGAGAAGGGAGAACGAGGCAGUGAUCAAUCGGAUGCAAGAUCUAGAGGAUGAGGUUAACGCGCUUCGCAGUCUCGUAAAGGACCACGAAAAUUACGGGCAUCAGCUCCAACAGCUUCAGCUGCAGAUGCAAAUGAUCCUGCAUUUCCAGAGCAGCUACGGGAUGGGACGCGCUCCGCCGUCUUCGAGCAAGAACACAGUAGCGCCACCGCUACUCGAUGCAAGCCUCAGCGAUCCUGCAGGAAAGAGCGACGGAGAGCUGGCCCUUGAUGCUGCUCUUGCCCGUGAUUUGGGCAAGAAGUGCCUCCGGCAGAGCCAGAGCGGGCUGGCUGAGAAGUACUUCCUGCGCUCGCUGGAGCUGAUGCCACUCCCCGGUGUUCACCGACUUUUGGAGAGUGCUCGACAAAAUAUGCAACUGGAGAAGGAAAACGCAGCACAAGCUGAGUCAUCACAUACUCCUAACGGACACUCCGGCAGGGUACCCUUCUCAUCGAAAGAGUUAGCGUCAACCAGCACGAAGCUGGUCAAGAUUAAAACCUUGCGGGAGCAGGUCCAGGCAGCUCAAGCAGCACCGCAAGCUCGUCUCAUGCUCGAGAACGAGCUCAACAAACUUGAAGCGCUUCCAGAAGGAGAGGAGUUUGAACACGCGUGUCACUGGAUGGAGUGGCUGGUGGCGCUCCCCUGGGGAGACCCAAGCUCUGGGCUGCAAACCGAUAGUCUCUACGAUACGAAAAGGAGCGAGUUUGAGCAGCUCGAUGCUAUCGACUCAAAGCGAGUUGAAGCCUGUCGAAGUCACGCCGCGCGCAUUAUCCAGCGCACAUUCCGC
Messenger RNA from Phytophthora sojae, 2523 nucleotides. RefSeq lists its product as hypothetical. The annotation marks the transcript as partial. Gene Ontology annotation, molecular function: protein binding. The record is from RefSeq and is a predicted model, not a curated record. The transcript is spliced from 2 exons. Lineage: Eukaryota; Oomycota; Peronosporomycetes; Peronosporales; Peronosporaceae.